Molecule: messenger RNA, 735 nt
Organism: Colletotrichum truncatum
Lineage: Eukaryota; Fungi; Ascomycota; Sordariomycetes; Glomerellales; Glomerellaceae
Source: RefSeq, a predicted model, not a curated record
AUGAAGUUCACUGUCGUCCUCGCCACCCUUGCCGCCGUUGCCUCUGCCGCUCCCGCCAGGGAUGCUACUGAGAGCAGCAGCGAGCUGCAGAAGCGCGCUGCUGUCUUCACGGCCAAGACCUUUGACGAUAUUUCCAUCAGCGGUGGCAACGCUGGAACCGCAAAGGAGGAUGCCCUUAAGAAGCUGGGCGGUCUGCCUACCGACCUCUCCAAGGUCGACAAGGCGGAUCUUACUUUCCUCAACAGCGUCAACAAGAUUGCCAACCAGGCCGAGCGUGGUGCUUACAACGUCAAGAUUGCCGAGACGGCUCCUGGUGAAGAGGCUCUUGCUCUUCAGCGCGCCAAGAUCCAGAACAAGGUCCUCAAGCUCACUGCCACCGUCAUGGGCCUGCAAGCCCAACAGGCGCAGGGCAAGAACGUGACGGCGAAGCUGACCGAGGAGACCAAGAAGCUCGAGAAGAACAUCGCUGAUGACCAGGCCAACGCCGGCAAGCCUGCCACUGCCCUCAAGUUCAACGCUUCCACUGAUAACCCGGCCGCCUCUGAGGUCGCCAAGGAUGAUACUUUGGCGAAGAAGGCCGGCGAUGUCGUUGACGCUUCCCUCAAGGCUACUGGCGGUGCCGGUGCUGGCGCUACUGGCAAGGGCAAGGGCAAUGGCAAGGGCAAGGGAACGAAGACUGCCAACAAGGCCGUUGUUGAGGCUGAGACUGAGGCUGAGGCUGAGGACGAGGAGUAG